Messenger RNA from Caenorhabditis briggsae, 1029 nucleotides. The transcript is spliced from 8 exons. The record is from RefSeq and is a predicted model, not a curated record. Bases 1 to 1029 code for a protein of 342 amino acids. Gene Ontology annotation, biological process: innate immune response. Lineage: Eukaryota; Metazoa; Nematoda; Chromadorea; Rhabditida; Rhabditidae.
AUGUGGCUAGAUGUCGUUAUCAUCAUUGAUAACUGCAAAAUAGCUAGCACCAAUUUGGUCUACGAGACAAUUUUGUCACUUUUCGACAAAAAUCUUCAAAUUGGAACUGGAUAUGCGGAUCCCAGAAGUACAAGAGUCGGAUUUAUUACGUACAAUUACAAUGCGACAGAUGUCGCCGAUUUCUACAAACUUCAAUCCUACGAUGACCUGAAGAGUCAAAUCCAGCGUCUCAAAAUGACACCACUGACAACGACGACUGUCAGCAGAAUGGAUACAGCUCUCUACGCAGCCAUGAAUAUGAUCAACUCGACUGCCGGUUUCCGAGAUAAUUACAAGAAAGUGGUUAUUGUAUUCACAAAUGUGCAUGGAACCUACAAGAGCAAUCCACCAAAAGACGUCUCAAAAUCUCUUCAGAUGAAGGGAAUCCCAGUGAUUACUGUAAACACCGGAUCCAGUUCGGAUACACAGUCAUGGCUGAAAAAUAUUGCUAGUACCAAUAUGGCAUUUGCCAUUUAUGAUGGAAAUGUUACUCAAGAAAUUCAGAAGGCCAUGACUGAUAUAAACUGCUAUUGUAACUCCGGUUGGAUUCAAUACACUUGGCCGUGGAACGUGAAUCAAAAGGCUUACGGUACUUGUGUCUACGCACCGAAUGUGCAAUCGAACCGCGAGGGUGCCAAACAAUAUUGCCAUCAGAAUUAUCACAAUGCCUAUUUGGUCAAUGAACUGGACCAACAGAAGAGGACGUUUAAUUUUGCCGUUCUCAACUCCAUGUCCUCCUCACCAGUCAACGCCUUUUAUAAUGGUCUCAUCAAUUUGAACAAUGUCUGGUUUUGGGAUCAACCAGAUCAGAAACCACUUCAACCGCUUGACCCAAAUUCGGGAGCUCCACCGGCACGUGCCGCUUGUGUUGCUGAUAUGAAGUAUUCGGAUGGAACGACCGCCUGGACACCAGUCAGUUGCGUCAACAACUUUCACUUUUUGUGUGAGAAAGUGGCUUGUGAUACUGAUAAUUAUUGUGAAUAUGCUUAG